This is a messenger RNA of Osmia lignaria (orchard mason bee), 2225 nucleotides long. Lineage: Eukaryota; Metazoa; Arthropoda; Insecta; Hymenoptera; Megachilidae. The record is from RefSeq and is a predicted model, not a curated record.
AUGCCGUCGUUGUUGGAAGCGCUGGAGCUUAAGUACGGUAGUUCAACGACCGACUGCUCCCUGACGGACGAGGAGACAGAGUCGAGCUCGCCGAAGGCCGCCCUCUCGGUCAGCAUCUUCAUACCUAAGAAGUCACCCCGUCACACGGUGCCGGCGUUACUGGUGUUACAAGACUGCGACAUCGAGUCGGCGGGGAACGACGCGGAGAAGCUUCGCAAUAAAUGCAAAAACGUUGAGGAACUCGAUCUAGCGCAAAACAAGCUGUCCCAAUGGACGGAGGUGUUCGGUAUUCUACAACACAUGCCGAAGAUCAAGUUUGUCAACUUGAGUUUCAAUUGUCUGGCGGAAGUUCUUGAGAUCAAGCACGGUAGUUAUGAUCUGUUGAAGAAUCUAGUUUUGAACGGUACCAGGGUCUCCUGGUCGACGGUCCAAGGACUCGUUCGGCUCCUUCGUAAUCUCGAGGAGCUUCACCUCUCCCUCAACGAAUACAAGACGGUCGACCUGGACUAUCAGAAGUCAGAGAACGGUAACGAUUCGCUAAAAAAGCUCCACUUCACUGGAAAUCCCGUUGAAGUAUGGAACGAGAUCUCCAAGCUGGGAUACAUCUUCCCGAACCUGGAGAGUCUGGUGCUCGCGGAGUGUCCGAUAAGGUCGUUGGCCCUUGUGGAUAAUAGGAACUCGAACGAGGAGACGUGUUCGAAGAAAGAGACCGAGAACCUUAGCCAGGACAACGAAAACAUGAACAACGUGGACGUGGAAGAGAAUACCGUAGACGAGAAAGGUAACAGGAUAUUCAGCGAGGUGAAGGUCAACUACGAUAGGUCCGAGUCAGAAUCAGAGUCCAGUGGCACCACCAUUAAGUCCUCCCACGAUCCUUUUAGGAAACUUAGGUUCCUAAAUGUGAAUGGUACCCUUUUGUCCACUUGGGACGAUGUGGAGAGAUUGGCCAGAUUCCCGGCGCUGAAGUCGUUGAGGAUUCAGGGCUGUCCUCUUUUCGAGAGUCCUCGAGAGUACACGGAACACGAAAGGAGAGAACUGUUAAUCGCCAGACUUCCAAACGUGGAAACGUUAAAUGGCGGUGGCGUGAUAUCGUCACAAGAGCGCGAGGACGCUGAAAGAGCCUUCAUUCGAUACUACAUGGACAAACCGGAAGCUGAUAGACCCGAAAGGUAUUCCGAGCUUGUGGCUAUUCAUGGAAAGCUGGAUCCUCUGGUACACGUUGACCUAACGCCAGAGAAAAGGGUCAAGGUCACGUUCACUUACGGAGACCUGGUCGAGGUACGAUCUGUAGAUGUAUACAGAACUGUUUUCGAGUUGAAAACUAAACUGGAGACAAUGGUUAAAAUCCCCGCUAAUAGGAUGAGACUAUUCUACGUGGAUCAGGUGAUGAAGGCACAGUAUGGACCAGAAGAAAUGCUGUAUCCGAACAAACAAUUGUAUCGGUACAAUAUUCGAAACGGCGACGAAAUUAUAAUUGACAGCAAACUAAAUCGCUUCGUCUCGACGUCUUCGACUACGUCUUCCAUUCGUUCCUGAAGAAGAUUUACCAGCGAAUCGUCGGACGAUACGAAACACACCUGACGGUUGUUGGAAUCUGAUCUCCAUUGAUGAAUCCUACGGUUCAAAGGACGAGUUUGCUUCGAUCGUAGAUCGACCACGAACUUUUUUACAUAUACAUACACAGAGUAACUGUUCUAGCAAUUGUAUUUAUCGAUUGUUCAGGGUCGAGGAACGUAUCGUAUACACUGAGAACAGAUGGAAGAAACGUUAUGAAUGAUGAAUGAAUGCCCGAGGAGAAACGAGGUGGGAUAUUCACGCAGUAUGAACGUGUAAAGUGAAAUUUGGAUUAAGCAGAUUCGAUAGAGGCGACGAGCAAAACUGUGAAUACACGCAGGAUAACAAGUGUAUUAUAUUCGUCAUAUUUUUAUGAAAAAUUUCAAUGGAUACAAGCUCGUAAAGCAUAGAGGCUCUUCGAAGCUUCGCAUUAAUCUUUAGCGUAGAUUUCAAUCAAGCCUACGGGAAGAGUAGAAAAAAAAAAAAAUUGUAUAAAGUACUUAUAGUUAAGUAGUACUCGAUUUACAAAUUGUUUUCAAGUAGUACGCGUUGUCUGUUGCUUCGAAAGAUGAAAGUUAACACACCUUGACCAUUGUACAAAACAGAGAACCUGGUGACUCAAUGGUCGACUCGAUUGAGGAUGAAACAUUAAAAAUUCAUAUAGAUCUUAA